UAAAAUCGUGUAACUCAGAAUCCUUAAAUGCCCUUAUCCUCUGCUCACACCGUCAGCCAUGUAGCGCCCAGACAAUGCACCAACAAACUAUCCAUUUCCUCUUCACCACCUCCAAUUCCUCCUUCACUUCCUCUUCUUUCCAUCCGAAAUCCCGUUUCCAUUCUCCCCACUAUGACUUUGCUUCACUUUCUAGCCCAAAAAACGCCCACUUCCCAAUUUUUUCUCUCAAUGCAACUCUCUCUCUUCCGCUUAAACUCCCUCGUACUUCGGAAGUUCCGACCAUAUCGCCCCCCAUUCGUCCAGUUCCCCAUCAACCCAACCUUCGCCGUUCCCAGUUCAGAGAGAAAAUGCUCUACCUCGAGUCCAUUGGCCUCGAUUUUCUCUCCCUCAUCAACCACAACCCUCCGAUCGUCUCCGCCUCCCUCUCCGACAUCAAAUCCACCGUUGAUUACAUGACCUCCUUGGGCUUCACAGCCAUCGAGUUCCGCAGAAUCGCCGGCAUGUGCCCCGAAAUCAUUACCUCCCGAGUCUCCGACAUCGUCCCAGUCUUCACCUUCCUCCUACGCGAGGUCUGCGUCAACGGUUCCGACCUCAAGCGCGUCAUCCACCGACGGCCCAGGUUGCUAGCCUGCAGCGUCAAGCAACGUCUCCGCCCCACCCUAUACUUUCUCCAAAGUAUCGGCAUCUCCGAGGUAAACAAGCACACGUAUUUGCUUUCCACUAGUGUCGAAGAAAAGCUUAUACCCAGAAUCGAGUACUUCGAAAAUAUCGGGUUUUCGCAUCGAGACGCGGUAUCGAUGUUUCGGAGAUUCCCACAGCUGUUUAAUUACAGUGUUGAAGGCAAUUUCGAGCCGAAAUUCAAUUACUUUGUGGUGGAAAUGGGGAGGGAUUUGAAGGAGCUGAAAGAGUUUCCGCAUUACUUUUCGUUUAGCUUAGAGAAUAGGAUCAAGCCUAGGCACCAGUGUUGUGUAGAUAAAGGUGUGUGCUUUCCUCUCCCUGUAUUGUUAAAGAUGAGUGAGGCGCAAUUCCGUGAUCGAGUGGAGGUUCUUUUCUCAUCAAUAGGUUAAUUUGGAGGAAUUUCUGAUUCAACCCUUGAAGAACAGUAGUUGGUACCAUUUUAGUGGAGCGCUUAUCAGUGUUGUUCUCUCUGCUUCCUGUUAUUCAUUAGUUAUACUAGGAGGCUGAUGCCGAGGGCCUUCAUUUUCCAUGCAAAAAUGUUGUUCUGCCUGUCUUCACGAUUUAGUACAUCUCCUCUCCACCAGGUGGAGGGCGGUUUUAUGUUGUGAGCUGAAUGAAGUUUUUGUGAAUUUACAUGAUAAUAUUUUCUGCUGUGCAUUUAAUGUUUGUGAGAAACAGAUGGAGUUUCCUAUAAGCAUAAGAUUCAAUCGCAAA
Messenger RNA from Juglans regia (Persian walnut), 1392 nucleotides. RefSeq names its product transcription termination factor MTEF1, chloroplastic-like. The coding region runs from base 75 to 1067 and encodes 330 amino acids. Lineage: Eukaryota; Viridiplantae; Streptophyta; Magnoliopsida; Fagales; Juglandaceae. Gene Ontology annotation, molecular function: double-stranded DNA binding. Gene Ontology annotation, biological process: regulation of DNA-templated transcription. The transcript is spliced from 2 exons. The record is from RefSeq and is a predicted model, not a curated record.